AGAGUCCCCGCCCUCAGGCAAAGCUUGAACCUCCCGCCCCAGUGCGAGAAAUUAAGAGCGAAACUUUUUCUGCUGCCUGCCCUCUUUAUAAUUGGUCUUUGCCUGUAAGUGGCUGUACAAUCCUCAGCAGUGUUCUGAGACUGUAUGGUCGCCUCUCGUUUCCGGGUUGUUUCAUGAUCUGAACUAUUUGAUCCAACUAAGCAUCUAAAAAAGAAACCCACAUGAAGAGAUAAGGGGGAGAGAGACUGACAGAGCAACGAGAGAGAGAGAAAACACAGAACUUGGUGUGCACGGCAGAGGAAGUGAAAACAAAUCAAGGAGAAAAGAAAAACAAAUGAUGAUUCUUUCCAUCCAUAUUGCAUUGUAAAUUACAACAUCGAUUGUCAACAGCACUUCUCCGUCUGUUCUUUGCUUCUGUAAACUUAAUCGUCCAAACCAUGAUAACAGAGAAGGAGAAGAAAAGAAGUAACUCGGAGAGAAGGAAGGAAAAAUCGAGGGAUGCAGCAAGAUGCAGAAGGAGCAAAGAAACGGAGGUAUUUUAUGAGCUGGCGCACCAACUGCCGCUACCUCACAGUGUCAGUACCCACCUGGACAAAGCAUCUAUCAUGCGCCUGACAAUUAGCUUCUUACGAACCCGCAAACUCUUGAGCUCAGGAGGGCCCGAGACUGAAACUGAAACUGAAAAGCAAAUGGAUGCUUUGUAUCUUAAAGCUUUGGAAGGAUUUAUCAUGAUGGCCACGCAGGAUGGAGAUAUCAUUUUCCUAUCAGAAAAUAUUAGCAAGUACAUGGGUCUUACACAGGUGGAGUUGACUGGACACAGCAUUUUUGAUUUCACCCAUCCUUGUGACCAUGAGGAGAUCAGAGAAAAUUUGACUAUAAAGAAUGGUUUUGGAAAAAAACACAGAGAUAUGAAUACAGAACGUGACUUCUUCAUGAGAAUGAAAUGUACUGUGACAAACCGCGGAAGAACUGUCAACCUCAAGUCUGCCACCUGGAAGGUGUUGCACUGCACUGGCCACAUCAAAAUAUACAAUGCCUGCCAAGCUCACACACUGUGUGGGUAUAAGGAGCCACCUCUGACUUGCUUGAUCAUGAUGUGUGAGCCGAUUCAACAUCCAUCUAAUAUUGACAUCCCAUUGGACAGCAAGACAUUCCUGAGCCGCCACAGCAUGGAUAUGAAAUUUACUUACUGUGACGAGAGAAUUGCAGCACUGAUGGGAUAUUGUCCAGAAGAACUGCUUGGACGUUCAGUUUAUGAGUUUUACCAUGCAUUGGAUUCAGAUCACAUGAUUAAAAGUCACCAAAACCGUAAGUGGACAAUCCAAAGAACUUGUAACUUAAUGUGGUAGUGAAAGUCAGUUAAC
This is a messenger RNA of Chiloscyllium plagiosum (whitespotted bambooshark), 1364 nucleotides long. The record is from RefSeq and is a predicted model, not a curated record. Lineage: Eukaryota; Metazoa; Chordata; Chondrichthyes; Orectolobiformes; Hemiscylliidae.